This is a messenger RNA of Phialemonium atrogriseum, 1342 nucleotides long. RefSeq names its product NmrA-like family domain-containing protein 1. Gene Ontology annotation, cellular component: nucleus. The coding region runs from base 304 to 1218 and encodes 304 amino acids. The transcript has 2 exons. The record is from RefSeq and is a predicted model, not a curated record. Lineage: Eukaryota; Fungi; Ascomycota; Sordariomycetes; Cephalothecales; Cephalothecaceae.
AGGGAGGAGACGCAAAGUUGAUGUCGAACUAUCUUUCCAACCACUUGAUACAAUUUCGAGCAAAUAUCAGGGCUUCCAAGGGAUUCAAAGUCCGACAAAAUGUCCAUCCCUUUGAAAACAAAGAACUCCGUUUUCCGCGGAUUUGCAUUCCUUGUGGAGCAAGUUGCGUGAUGCAGAUUGGUUGUCACCAUUCGUCCAACUCGUAUUGUCCAUCGGAAGGAUAAGGUUACGAGAUCGAUGGAAUGUCGUAUCUCGUCGGCUUGACCUUAGUCUCACACUCUCACUCCCAGCAUCUUCAAAGCCAUGUCAGCUCCCACGCCUAGCGUCCUCGUCGUCGGUGCCACGGGCAAGCAGGGCGGCGCCGUAGUGACAGCGCUUCUCAACCUGCCCGAGCCCCGGCCAAAGAUCCUAGCCCUGACCAGGAACGCCGAGUCCGCCGGCGCCAAGGCCCUCGCCGAAGCCCACCCGGGCGCCAUCGAGCUCGUGCAAGGCGACUCGACGGACCCGGCGCCCAUCUUCGAGACGCGGCCCAAGGGCUCCAUCAGCGGCAUCUUCGUGGUGACCAGCCCGGGCAAGGUGGACGAGGAGAAGCAGGCCAUCCCGCUCAUCGACGCGGCCGUCUCGCACGGGGUCAAGCACGUCGUCUUCUCAAGCGUCGACCGCGGCGGCGACGCCCGCAGCUGGGACAACCCCACCGACGUCAAGCACUUCUACCAGAAACACAACAUCGAGGUGCACGUGCGCGACAAGGCCGCCCGCGAGCCCGGGUCCUUCACCUGGACCGUCCUGCGGCCCGUGGCCUUCCUCGACAACAUGAACCCGGGCAUGUUCUGCUCCAUGUUCACGGCCAUGUGGGCGUCGGCCCUCUCGCCCGCCACGAAGCUGCAGCUCGUCAGCGUGCGGGACAUUGGCGUCUUCGCGGCCAGGGCGCUCGCCAGCCCGGAGGAGUGGGCCGGCCGGGCCGUCGGCCUCGCCGGCGACGCCCUCACCCUCGCCGAGGCCAAGGAGCGGUUCGCAAAGGUCACCGGCAAGGAGCUUCCCCAGAGCUGGACGUUCCUCGGCAAAGCCGUGUUGUGGACGGUCGGCGACCUCGGCGCCAUGUUUGCCUUCUUCGAGAAGGAGGGCUAUGGGGUGGACAUUGCGGCACUGAGGAAGGAGGAGAGCUCGCUGCAGGAUUUUGAGACGUGGUUGAAGCAGAGUAGCAAAUGGAAGGAGUGAUUGGUUGGUUAUCUCGUUGCUCGAAUAUGCGACAUGUGCUUAGGGGAUGGCGUUGGGUGAUCGGAUUGGGCUCCUUUGAUGACGGAUCUAUUUUCUCUGUAUUUUGGUGUCUACUCUCUACGAA